UGUUUGGUAGGUUAAUCAUGUGAUAGUUCAAUCUUUUCUCUAUCCUUCUUUUACCUAGGAUUUGAUAUAUGAGUACAAUUAGGGGAUUCUUGGAUUCAUUUUCAUGAAAGAAAUAUUGGUUUCUUUGUAUUGAUGUUUGAAGUUCUGGAGGAGUUUCUGAGAAUCUGAGUCAACGGUUUUAUCUGUCCAAAACAAGAACGAUGUUUUCUAUUAAAAUUUAUCAUCUCCUCAGAUUAUUUUACUUUGAGAAGCUAGAACAAGUUAAGUUAUCAUUCAAUUUUUGUAUAUUACAAUGUUGGUGGCAGUUCAUGUCCUGGUUCAUCUCCAUUAUGGUCUAGUUUUUUCUCCAGUGGUUGUUUUUUUUUUUAGUUGUGAUCUUUUGCUUUAUUUAAUGUUAACAAAUCUGUUUUUGGUCUGAAUUGUUAAGUAAUUCAAGCUUGUUUUUCUUCCAAGGGAAUUGUUUUUGAUGAGAUAACAAUAUACGUCCCCCAUAGCUUCGUGCUGGAGUACCCUUUUUAUCUAAUUGAACGCUAAUGACAAAUAAUAAAGAAAAUGACACCUUAACAUCAGGUGACAGUUCAUUUGGAAAGCUUCCUGAUCAUCUCCUAAUAGAGAUCUUCAUCCGGGUUCCCGUAUCUGAAUGGGUACGGAUAUGCUGUGUAAGAAAACAGUGGGCCAAUCUUUUUCGUGGAGAAUGCUUGUGGCGAGCUGCUCUAUCUACGACAUUUCCUUUGGCUAGCAAAGCUAAAAGUUGGCCUGGACCUAUCCCUCGAGGUUUGAGCAAGAGGAGAUUUGCUGCUUUAUAUGUUAGUGAGCACAUCUUUGCUCUAGAUGGUGAGAUUGAUGAGAUAGUGGGGCAUACUUAUUUGUUUCUAAAAGAGCAGCUUGAGCUUUCAUCUAUGCCUCCACCAUCUGGUAUUUUGCACGGUACCAUAAUAGAUCAGUUUAUUGCUUGUGGUAAAUCAAGAGACAUGGCUCACGAGCUUGCUUCCCAGAUAUGGUUGGCUGUUCUUGACAAUUUAGAGGAAACCGAACACACUUUUCAAAUACUUAAACGUCUCGCACAAGAGGGGGAUGUUUUUCUUCCAUACCCGUACUCAAGAUCAAUCAAAGUCCAAUGGAAGGUGUUUGAAAAGCUUUUCACUGAUUUUCGUGACUGCCUCAACCAUGUGGAUUACUAUGAUGUCUUGGCUAGUGCAAAGAACAAGUUUCAGCCAAUACCAUCUACUUGGUUAGGUCACUAAUCGACAUCAUCUGCAUAUUCAGGAUUCACGAGAAUCUGUACAUGUGAAGGUAACUCUUGCAGGGGCCUUCUGUCUCAUCCUGAAGAUAUUCACCAUCUGAGAAACUGAAACGUCCUACACCAUACGGGUAAAAAGAAACUGUAAUCACAUCUGUAUUGUUAAUAUUUGCAUCAUUUGUGUUUAUAUUUCCAAUUGGGGGAAAGGGAUGGCUUUGAACUUCUUGUACAUUGGCCAAAUAAAAAGAAAAGGUGGUGUUGUACAAUAACAAUCAACGCACAGACUCUAUCAUUAGUUGUUAUAGCACUUAGUAUGCAUACUCUUUGUAGAGGAA
Rosa chinensis is the source of this 1575-nucleotide messenger RNA. RefSeq lists its product as uncharacterized. The record is from RefSeq and is a predicted model, not a curated record. Lineage: Eukaryota; Viridiplantae; Streptophyta; Magnoliopsida; Rosales; Rosaceae. The transcript is spliced from 5 exons. Gene Ontology annotation, molecular function: protein binding. Bases 534 to 1244 code for a protein of 236 amino acids.